Morus notabilis is the source of this 4497-nucleotide messenger RNA. Its product is annotated as clustered mitochondria protein. Gene Ontology annotation, molecular function: protein binding. Gene Ontology annotation, biological process: organelle organization. Bases 59 to 4255 code for a protein of 1398 amino acids. NCBI's taxonomy places the organism in Eukaryota, Viridiplantae, Streptophyta, Magnoliopsida, Rosales, Moraceae. The record is from RefSeq and is a predicted model, not a curated record. Gene Ontology annotation, cellular component: cytoplasm. The transcript is spliced from 29 exons.
UCUCAAGUCAGCCUCAGCCUCCCUCACACUCUCUCUCUUUCUCAAGGAGGGGAAAGAAAUGGCCGGAAAAUCGAGCAAGGGGAGGAACCGGAAAGUGUCAAAUGCUGCGGCGGCGGCGGCGGCUGCGGCGGCGGCGAAUUCUUUGGAGCGGGUUGAAGUUCCGGCGAAUCCUAGUACCGGCAAAGACGAGAGCUUGGAACAAGUUCCGGUGACAAAUGACGACUCUGCUGCCGCUGCCAAGCCGGAGGCAAAAACCGAGCCUGAGAACGACAAUUCGGCGGCUCAAGCGAAGCAAGGUGACCUUCAUCUUUUUCCCGUGUCCGUCAAAGCACAAAGCGGGGAGAAGCUUGACCUGCAGUUGAACCCAGGAGAUUCGGUUAUGGAUAUAAGACAGUUUCUUCUUGAUGCUCCGGAGACAUGUUUCUUCACCUGCUAUGACUUGUUGCUGCACACAAAAGAUGGCUCCAGCCAUCACCUUGAAGAUUUUAAUGAAAUUUCUGAGGUAGCUGAUAUCACCACUGGUGGAUGCUCCUUGGAGAUGGUUCCUGCUCUGUACGAUGAUAGGUCUGUAAGGGCUCAUGUCUAUCGAACAAGAGAAUUGCUUUCUCUUUCCUCACUCCAUGCAUCGCUUUCAACAUCGCUGGCAUUACAGCAUGAAGUGACACAAAAUAAAACAAGUCUUGGAGAGGUCCCAGAGCUUGAUGGUCUGGGUUUUAUGGAGGAUGUUUCUGGUUCACUAAGUAAUUUGCUGUCAUCACCUGCGAAAGAGAUCAAAUGUGUCGAAAGUAUUGUGUUUUCAUCAUUCAAUCCUCCUCCAAGCCACAGGAGGCUUGUUGGGGAUUUGAUAUAUUUGGAUGUGGUAACCUUGGAGGGCAAUAAGUUUUGUAUUACUGGAACUACGAAGAUGUUUUAUGUCAACUCAAGUACGGAGAAUUCCCUUGACCCUCGACCAUGUAAAACUAAUUAUGAAGCAACCACCCUUGUUGGACUCUUGCAAAAGAUCAGCUCUAAGUUUAAGAAAGCUUUUCGUGAAAUUUUGGAUCGGAGAGCUUCUGCACAUCCUUUUGAAAAUGUUCAAUCUUUGUUGCCACCCAACUCAUGGCUCGGAUCAUACCCUGUUCUUGAUCACAAACGCGAUGCCGCCAGGGCAGAGGAUGCCCUUGUUCUUUCAUAUGGGAGUGAGCUCAUUGGUAUGCAGCGAGAUUGGAAUGAGGAGCUGCAGUCUUGUCGGGAAUUUCCCCAUACAACUCCUCAAGAAGGAAUUUUACGGGAUAGGGCUCUCUACAAAGUAACUUCAGACUUUGUUGAUGCUGCAAUAAGUGGUGCUAUCGGUGUAAUCAACCGAUGUAUACCUCCCAUAAAUCCUACUGAUCCAGAGUGCUUUCACAUGUAUGUCCACAACAAUAUAUUCUUCAGUUUUGCUAUUGAUGCCGAUCUUGAGCAGCUGAGCAAGAAAUGUGUGUCAGAAAAGUCUGAGAUGACCACUAAUAGUGGAAUUUCCAAUGGGGAAAAAUGUGAUAAAUCAUGUAGAGAGGAACAUGAUAUUGUCACGGAAUCGGCUCGGGAUGUAUCUUCCGAGACUCAGUCAGCUGAGACUGAGCAAGCCACGUAUGCCUCUGCAAAUAAUGAUUUAAAAGGCACCAAAGCUUACCAGGAAGCUGAUGUCCCUGGCCUCUACAAUCUGGCAAUGGCCAUAGUUGAUUAUAGGGGUCACAGAGUUGUGGCUCAGAGUGUUUUGCCAGGCAUUCUUCAAGGGGAUAAAUCAGACUCUCUUUUGUACGGUUCUGUCGACAACGGCAAGAAAAUAUCCUGGAAUGAAGAUUUUCAUUCCAAGGUGGUAGAGGCUGCAAAACGGCUUCAUUUAAAGGAACACGCAGUCCUUGAUGGAUCUGGAAAUGUUUUCAAGUUAGCUGCACCUGUUGAAUGCAAGGGUAUUAUUGGUAGCGAUGACAGGCAUUAUCUUCUUGACUUGAUGAGAGUAACACCCCGGGAUGCAAACUACACUGGACCUGGGUCCAGAUUUUGUAUAUUGAGACCGGAACUAAUUACAGCUUAUUGCCAGGCCCAAGUUGCAGAAAGAUCAAAAACUAAGUCUAAUUCUGAAGGAAGUGGUCCUGCAGCAAGUGAUGUUUCUAAUGUUGCCGGUGACAAACAGGAUGAUCCGAAAGAAGAAAAGAAGACCGAGGAUGCUCAAGAGAGCACGUCUGCACCUGCUGAAAACUUCGAACAACAAGAAGAGAUACAGGAGGAACUUCUUUUCAAUCCUAAUGUAUUCACUGAAUUCAAGUUGGCUGGAAUCCAAGAGGAGAUAGCAGCAGACAAAGAAAAUGUGAGGAAAGUUAGUUCGUAUCUUACAGAUGUCGUACUUCCGAAAUUCGUACAAGAUCUCUGUACACUUGAAGUAUCGCCUAUGGAUGGCCAGACACUAACUGAAGCUCUCCAUGCUCAUGGAAUUAAUGUUCGCUAUAUUGGAAAAGUCGCUGAUGGGACCAGACAUUUACCUCAUUUGUGGGAUCUUUGUUCUAACGAAAUUGUGGUUAGAUCUGCCAAACACAUCCUAAAGGAUGCUUUAAGAGAAACAGAGGAUCAUGAUCUUGGGCCAGCAAUUUCUCAUUUCUUCAAUUGUCUUUUUGGAAGUUGUCAAGCUGUUUCCACAAAGGGCGCUGCCGGUAGUCCGCACUCUAGGACUCCAAGAAAGGACCAAGCUGGCCAUCAAUCAUCGGGAAAAUAUUCAAAGGGGCAAGCGAGGUGGAAAGGUGGAUCUUCUGGAAGAAAAAUUCAAUCUUCUUAUGUGAAUGUUAGCUCUGAAAGUUUAUGGUUGGAUAUUCAAGAAUUCACAAAGUUAAAAUAUCAGUUUGAGUUGCCAGAGGAUGCAAAGACACGUGUAAAGAAAGUUUCUGUGCUCCGAAAUCUUUGCCAAAAGGUAGGAAUUACGAUUGCAGCUCGUAGAUAUGACCUUAAUUCUGCAGCACCUUUCCAAACAACAGAUAUCUUGAAUCUCCAACCUGUAAUUAAGCACUCAGUUCCUGUAUGUUCAGAAGCCAAGGAACUUAUGGAAACGGGGAAGAUCCAGUUGGCUGAGGGUAUGCUUAGUGAAGCUUACACAUUAUUUUCCGAAGCAUUUUCAAUUCUUCAACAGGUUACUGGUCCAAUGCAUCGUGAGGUUGCGAACUGUUGUCGGUACCUUGCUAUGGUUUUAUAUCAUGCAGGAGACAUGGCUGGGGCCAUAAUGCAACAGCAUAAAGAACUCAUCAUUAAUGAACGUUGCUUGGGUUUGGACCAUCCUGAUACUGCUCAUAGUUAUGGCAAUAUGGCUCUUUUCUACCAUGGCCUUAACCAAACAGAACUGGCACUAAGGCACAUGUCGCGAGCAUUGCUUCUGCUGAGUUUGUCUUCUGGACCUGAUCACCCUGAUGUCGCAGCAACUUUUAUAAAUGUUGCAAUGAUGUAUCAGGAUAUUGGGAAGAUGAACACAGCACUUCGUUAUCUGCAAGAAGCCUUGAAAAAGAACGAGAGACUUCUAGGCGAGGAGCAUAUCCAAACUGCUGUAUGCUAUCAUGCCCUUGCCAUUGCAUUCAAUUGCAUGGGUGCUUUCAAGCUUUCACACCAGCAUGAGAAGAAAACAUAUGAUAUACUUGUCAAACAACUUGGUGAGGAGGAUUCAAGAACACGUGACUCUCAAAACUGGAUGAAGACGUUUAAGAUGCGUGAGCUACAGAUGAAUGCGCAAAAGCAAAAGGGCCAAGCUUUAAAUGCUGCCUCUGCCCAGAAGGCUAUAGAUAUAUUAAAGGCCCAUCCCGACUUGAUGCAAGCAUUCCAAGCUGCCGCUAUAGCAGGAGGGUCUGGAAGUUCAAGCAGUUCGGCGAACAAAUCACUUAAUGCUGCCAUGAUUGGCGAAUCUCUUCCUCGGGGGAGGGGAGUUGAUGAAAGGGCAGCACGAGCAGCUGCUGAAGUCAGAAAGAAAGCAGCCGCAAGGGGCCUCUUAAUUCGGCCCCACGGCGUUCCCGUCCAAGCUCUGCCUCCACUUUCUCAGCUCCUCAACAUAAUCAAUUCAGGUGCGACGCCAGAUGCAGCGAACAAUGGAGAAGCAAAUGGAGUCAACGAUACCAACAGCCAUCAGGCCAACGGAUCUGUUGAUGCCAAGGCCGACCAGCCACCAUCAUCCGGGGAAGGUCAGGCCCCUGUUGGAUUGGGCAAAGGCUUAGCGUCAUUGGAUGCCAAAAAACAGAAAUCGAAAGCCAAAGCUGCGGAGUGAAUUUUUUUGAAGCACGUGUGAUUUAGUUGAUAGGAACUAUGGAUUUAUUGUGAUCAUUGGAUGUUUUCUUGUAUUCUGGCUUUUAAAGCUGCAAUUUUUUCUGAUGGGCUCGAUGGUCGUCCCGCGUUCUACUCAACCUCAGAAGCGAGAAAGAGUAUGGGGAUUUGGUAUCAUAAGCCUGUAAACAUUGCCAGUUUUGGGUUCUCCAUAGUGAUUUGGAUGGUAGAGAAAGAUGGGAGGAG